CCGGCGGAAGUCGGCAGCAGCGGCGCACGGGCUGCUGUUUUUGUGCUAAAGCUAAAGGUUUAAUUGACACAAAUUUCAGUUUUGUUUUGUGUUUUUUUUUGUUGGUGUAAAAUGGCGAACAGAACCGUGAAGGACGCGAACAGCAUCCACGGCACAAACCCGCAGUACCUGGUGGAGAAGAUCAUCCGGACGCGCAUUUACGAGUCCAAAUACUGGAAAGAAGAAUGCUUCGGUUUGACCGCGGAGCUGGUGGUGGACAAGGCCAUGGAGCUGAAGUUCGUGGGCGGAGUGUUUGGAGGAAACAUCAAACCGACGCCGUUUCUGUGUCUGACGCUGAAGAUGCUGCAGAUCCAACCAGAGAAAGACAUCAUCGUGGAGUUCAUCAAGAACGAGGACUUCAAGUACGUGCGUCUGCUCGGGGCCAUGUACAUGCGUCUGACUGGAACAGCGGUCGACUGUUACAAGUAUCUGGAGCCGCUCUACAACGACUACCGCAAAAUCAAGACCCAGAACCGCAACGGAGAGUUCGAGCUGAUGCACGUGGACGAGUUCAUCGACGAGCUGCUUCACGCCGAGAGAGUCUGUGACAUCAUCCUCCCCCGACUCCAGAAGCGUCAGGUUCUGGAGGAGGCUGAGAUGUUGGAGCCGAGGGUCAGCGCUCUGGAGGAAGAUCUGGACGAAGUGGAGAGCAGCGAAGAAGAGGAGGACCCAGACGAGAAGAUGGAGCGGGUGGCGAGCCCUGAGCCUCAUCGCCGUGGUUACAGAGACAGUGAUCGUCCUCGCAGGUCGCCGUCGCCGAGAUACCGCCGCAGCCGCUCGGAGAGUCCUAACCGAGUGUUGUUUUGCAGGAGGAGUCGAUCUCCAAAGAGACGCAGUCCGUCUCCGCGCAGAGAACGUCACCGAAGCAAAAGCCCCCGACGCCACAGGAGCAGGUCCAGAGACCGAAGACACCGCUCCAAGUCCCCAGGUCAUCACAGAAGCCACAGACACAGGAGUCACUCCAAGUCUCCAGAGAGGAGUUCGAAAAAGAGCCACAAGAAAAGUCGGCGACACGAGUGACGCUGGUUUGUUUUCCCCUCGCCUCACGCUGUUGUAUAAAACUUUUUGUACAUUUUUAUGUUAAGAAAAUCAUUUCUUUUUAUUGGAAGUGUGAUAUGACUUACAUUUGCAAAUGAAGGUGAACAACCAACAACUUGGAAUAAUAAAUAAUAAACAAUUUCAUGUCA
This is a messenger RNA of Boleophthalmus pectinirostris (great blue-spotted mudskipper), 1226 nucleotides long. RefSeq names its product pre-mRNA processing factor 38A (gene prpf38a). Lineage: Eukaryota; Metazoa; Chordata; Actinopteri; Gobiiformes; Gobiidae. The transcript has 10 exons. Bases 112 to 1059 code for a protein of 315 amino acids. Gene Ontology annotation, cellular component: precatalytic spliceosome. The record is from RefSeq and is a predicted model, not a curated record.